CCCCUCUCUCUCUCUCUCUUAAUAUACUCUGAUCUCCCACCGCCAAUUUCCCAACUCUUGCCGGAAAAGACGACGGAGAUGGACUCAGGCUUAUUCAAUCUCGCCGGCGCAGCGAAUCACCUCCUGAAUCUCUCACCCCAAGGCAUCGCAAAUCUCGUAUUUCCAAUUAGGGCACAUGAAACAAUCAAUGAAAUAAACGGACCUUCGAAUUACUUACCAGUCGACAUCCUUGAUUCUCAAAACGAGUACAUCUUCUUCAUCGACGUUCCUGGCCUAUCCAAGACGGACAUUCAGGUAACUGUGGAGGAAGAAAAUACACUGGUAAUAAGAAGUAGUGGAAAGAGGAAAAGAGAUGACGAGGAAGGAUGUUGUAAGUAUAUUAGGAUGGAGAGGAGAGCGCAGAAGAAGAUGAUGAGGAAGUUCCGGUUGCCGGAGAAUGCUAAAUGUGAAAAUGGAGUGUUGAAUGUGGUCGUUGAGAAAUUGCCGCCACCGCCGAAGACGGUUAAAGUGGUGGACAUCUCUUAGUUAGAGAAUUAGGGUUUUGUAAUUAUCUCUGUUUGCAAUAGUUCAGUUUCUAGAAGAAACUCAUUUUGCUUGUAUCUAUUAUUAUGAAAAACUUCAAUUGCAA
This is a messenger RNA of Impatiens glandulifera, 628 nucleotides long. Its product is annotated as 17.4 kDa class III heat shock protein. Gene Ontology annotation, biological process: response to salt stress; response to hydrogen peroxide; protein complex oligomerization. Lineage: Eukaryota; Viridiplantae; Streptophyta; Magnoliopsida; Ericales; Balsaminaceae. The record is from RefSeq and is a predicted model, not a curated record. Bases 79 to 525 code for a protein of 148 amino acids. The transcript has 2 exons.